Molecule: messenger RNA, 2005 nt
Organism: Aegilops tauschii subsp. strangulata
Lineage: Eukaryota; Viridiplantae; Streptophyta; Magnoliopsida; Poales; Poaceae
Product: high-affinity nitrate transporter 2.1-like
Biological process (GO): transmembrane transport
Molecular function (GO): nitrate transmembrane transporter activity
Source: RefSeq, a predicted model, not a curated record
CCCCCCUGCGAGCUGCAUGCGAGAGCGCCUGGCUAUAAAUACCACGCCGAUCCCAGAUCCAAAGCACAAACACCAUCUAAGAGCAGCAGCAACCACCAUUAGAGACGCACUUAGUUGCCAGUGCGACUAAGCUAGCAAGCUCGAGGAAGAUGGAGGUGGAGUCGAGCUCGCAUGGCGCCGGUGACGAGGCUGCGAGCAAGUUCUCGCUGCCGGUGGACUCGGAGCACAAGGCCAAGUCCUUCAGGCUCUUCUCCUUCGCCAACCCCCACAUGCGCACCUUCCACCUCUCCUGGAUCUCCUUCUUCACCUGCUUCGUCUCCACCUUCGCCGCCGCGCCGCUCGUCCCCAUCAUCCGCGACAACCUCAACCUCGCCAAGGCCGACAUCGGCAACGCCGGGGUGGCGUCCGUGUCUGGCUCUAUCUUCUCUAGGCUCGCCAUGGGGGCCAUCUGCGAUCUUCUUGGCCCUCGCUAUGGCUGCGCCUUUCUAGUCAUGCUCGCAGCGCCCACCGUCUUCUGCAUGUCCCUCAUCGACGAUGCGGCUGGCUACAUCACCGUCCGCUUCCUCAUCGGCUUCUCCCUCGCGACAUUUGUGUCGUGCCAGUACUGGAUGAGCACCAUGUUCAACAGCAAGAUCAUCGGCACUGUCAAUGGCCUCGCGGCUGGUUGGGGCAACAUGGGUGGUGGUGCCACUCAGCUCAUCAUGCCACUUGUCUUCCACGCCAUCCAAAAGUGUGGUGCCACUCCCUUUGUGGCAUGGCGUAUCGCCUACUUCGUGCCAGGAUUGAUGCACGUGGUGAUGGGCCUGCUCGUGCUCACCAUGGGGCAGGACCUCCCCGACGGCAACCUUGCGAGCCUCCAGAAGAAGGGAGACAUGGCCAAGGACAAGUUCUCCAAGGUUGUGUGGGGUGCUGUCACAAACUACCGUACGUGGAUCUUCGUCCUUCUGUACGGAUACUGCAUGGGUGUCGAGCUCACCACCGACAACGUCAUCGCCGAGUACUACUUCGACCACUUCCACCUUGACCUCCGGACAUCCGGCACCAUCGCCGCAUGCUUCGGCAUGGCAAACCUGGUCGCUAGGCCCAUGGGUGGCUACCUCUCUGACCUCGGUGCCCGCUACUUCGGCAUGCGUGCCCGCCUCUGGAACAUCUGGAUCCUCCAGACCGCUGGUGGUGCUUUCUGCCUCUGGCUCGGCCGUGCAAAAGCCCUCCCUGAAUCCAUCACUGCCAUGGUCCUCUUCUCCAUCUGUGCUCAGGCAGCGUGCGGUGCAAUCUUUGGUGUCAUCCCCUUCGUCUCCCGCCGCUCCCUCGGCAUCAUUUCGGGCCUGAGUGGAGCUGGUGGCAACUUUGGCGCCGGGCUGACACAAUUGCUCUUCUUCACUUCGUCGAAGUAUGGCACCGGCAUGGGGCUCGAGUACAUGGGUAUCAUGAUCAUGGCCUGCACGCUCCCUGUGGUGCUCGUGCACUUCCCACAGUGGGGAUCCAUGCUCUUGCCGCCCAACGCCAACGCCACCGAGGAGGACUUCUACGCGGCCGAGUGGUCGGAGGAGGAGAAGAAGAAGGGUCUCCAUAUCCCUGGCCAAAAGUUUGCCGAGAACUCCCGCUCAGAGCGUGGCAGGCGCAACGUCAUCCUUGCCACAGCCGCCACACCGCCCAACAACACUCCCCAGCACGCAUAAGACUUGAGCUUUUUUUUUACCUGUGUACACGUACAGUGCGCGUAUUAUAUACACAUCGUGUAUAUACGCCUGAAAUCCGCAAGUAUGUUUUUUGAAUGUUUUACAUUUCCGUAAGUAUAUAUGGGUAGUGAAUUUUCUAUGUAUGCGCGGGAAAUGCGUGGAUGCAUGUGCAUGUGCACUGCAUGCGAGCAAGGGUGUUUAUGUACGUGUCCACUUGGGGCCUCGGUUCCAAAGUUAAAUGAACAGUUUGAAUCUGUUUUGCCAUUGUACUUGUGUACCUCCGGUUCUUCAUCUACCGACAAAUGUGUAAACAAUUGGUGAGUUUA